UUGAAGAGGGCCUCACCCUCAAGGCCCCAGAUCGGCGCCGAAAACGUCUUCGACCUGUCCCUUGGCAACCCCGUUAUCGAACCCCCGGCCGAGUUCAAAAACGAACUGCGGCGUCUCGCCGAACAGCCAAUGGCCGGGAUGCACCGCUACAUGCCCAACCCCGGUUACAUGGAGACGCGCCAGGCGGUCGCCGAUACCCUGGCAGAAGAGACAGGCCUCCCCUUCACCGGGAACGAGAUCAUCAUGACCUGCGGCGCCGCAGCUGCCGCCAAUGUAGUGCUCAAGACCAUUCUUAACCCUGGCGACGAGGUAAUCAUCCUCGCCCCCUACUUCUUCGAGUAUCUCUACUACAUAGACAAUCACGACGGCGUUGCCGUGGUCGUCAACACCACAGAUCAGUUCCGCCUCGACAUACCCGCCAUCGAACAGGCGAUCACUCCCCGCACCCGCGCCAUCAUCGUCAACUCGCCCAACAACCCUUCCGGCGUGGUCUAUUCGGCGGAAGAAAUCUCGGGCCUUGCACAACUGCUGGACCAAAAGCAGUCGGAACACGGUACAGAGAUUUUCCUGAUAAGCGACGAGCCCUAUAAGCGCAUCAUCUUCGACGGCAUGACCUUCCCACAGCUUCUGCCUGCCUACGACAACUCCGUAAUUGUAACUUCCCACGCCAAGGACCUCGCCCUCCCUGGCGAGCGAAUCGGCUUCGUCGCAAUCAACCCCAACCACCAGGAUAAGGAAGAGCUGGCCGGCGGGUUCAGCUUCUGCAAUCGUACCCUGGGCUUUGUAAACGCCCCCGCGCUGAUGCAACACGUCGUGCGCGGCCUGCAGGGGGUGAGCAUCGACCCGGACUACUACCAGAAGAAGCGCGACUUUAUGUACACCGCCCUGAGGAAAAUGGGCUACGACACAGUGAAGCCGGAGGGAGCUUUCUACCUCUAUCCCAAGGCGCCCACGGAGGACGACGUGGUCUUUGCCCGGGACCUUCUGCAGUGGAACGUGCUGGUUGUGCCGGGCCGUGGCUUCGGAACACCCGGCUAUUUCCGCAUUUCGUACUGCGUUGAAGACUGGGUGCUGGAGGGAGCCGUCGAAGGUUUGGCCAAGGCUGUAGCCGGAUAA
This is a messenger RNA of Geodia barretti, 1116 nucleotides long. Lineage: Eukaryota; Metazoa; Porifera; Demospongiae; Tetractinellida; Geodiidae. The record is from the annotation of a GenBank genome assembly.